AUGACGCACCAGAUAUUAGAAAGUACAAAACAACAAGCAACUUUAACAGGCAGACAGCGCCGGGCCUACAGGGAUUAUCUCUAUUUGGUAUACCUGAGACUCAAGCCAGUAAGACUCCGUGACGGAACACCAUGCCCUAGGCGAAACCAUAACCUUCAUCUAGCAGAAGUGGCGUUUGUUUUGAGGCACUGGCUUGUUCCGCAAGUGGUCGGAAACGAGAGUGUCAUAUGUCAUGCGUGCAUAUUCAACGAGUAUAGAGUGUACCUAUGA
Arctia plantaginis is the source of this 270-nucleotide messenger RNA. The record is from the annotation of a GenBank genome assembly. Lineage: Eukaryota; Metazoa; Arthropoda; Insecta; Lepidoptera; Erebidae.